Molecule: messenger RNA, 2696 nt
Organism: Anneissia japonica
Lineage: Eukaryota; Metazoa; Echinodermata; Crinoidea; Comatulida; Comatulidae
Exons: 7
Coding region: 141-1427 (428 amino acids)
Biological process (GO): signal transduction
Molecular function (GO): protein binding
Source: RefSeq, a predicted model, not a curated record
ACUUUGGACGGUAUCUACCUGACGAUCUUUUCCAGCGAGGAGUAACUAAGUUCAUUGAGAAAUUCCAAGUACAAGAUGAUGAGCCUAAACUGUCUUAUGAGCAUGUGGAGUUGAAUAUCGAUCAAUUUCACAAAGUGGUUAUGAGUGUAGCAACAAUGAGGAAUCGUCGUAUGUUUAAAACAACGAUCGCAAUCUUGGAACCCAGUCAGCAAGAUGAGCCCUCACUGACAGUGUGUAGGAAGGUACUGAGUUUCCUUGAAAAGGAACUAAAGCUAUUUUGUCUGAGUGGUGUACGAGGCAUUGAAUUGACGAGGUACAUUGCUUGCCAAUGCAGUUCAGACUCGGGUAACGCCCACAUGCAAAUUGUGCGCACGUUUGACCAGGAUGUGCUGCCAUGUGGAAGCAAUAUAUUGAGGCGUUUUCGUCGACUAUUUGGAGAUGACAUGCCACGAGUGCAAGAUCGUCCACAGUCUCAGCAAGUAGUACAUAUACCAACAGGUUUUGUGGAUGACGCCACCAUUGUGACAGUUUCUGAGGAAUUGAGUCUUGGCUGGAGAAGGUUUGGUGUCCGUUUGGGACUUAAGUGGUCGAAAGUGAACAGUUUCAAUGCUGAUGGUACACAGAUUCAUAAGGCUGCCGAAAGUAUGAUGAAUUACUGGAGGAGCAACAUCAGUAGCGAUAUUCAUCAACGUAAAGUGUUGUGCACUGCUCUGAAACACCAUGAGCUCAGUCAACUAGCUGAAGAAUUGUUUGAGGGUGAAAUUAACGAAAAUCUCGUCACUCAGCAAGCAGGAAAAUGUUUUAGUGAUCAAGGUUUGCUGUUCAUUUGUGACGACCUGAAUUCCCUACAUUGGAGGAGACUGGGAGUGCGUCUUGGACUCAAGUGGAGCAAAAUUAAUAAGAUAGCAAAAGACAACAGAUUGGUGGAAGACCGCAUCAUGGAAUUGCUGGUUACUUGGAGAAAUGACCAAUCAAAGUGCCAACAAGUACCAAUCAUGGUGAACGCUUUGAGACAACAGAAGCUUGUUGGACUAGCACGAGAUGUAUCUGAAAGGCAUGGCUACAGUGAUGAGUCAGAAGUUGCACAAACUGCGACAAAUAAAAAAAAUCAAACACUAGAGCAUGGUUGCUUAGAUGAUACCGACAUGUUGAUUAUCUCUGAGAGUCUUGAUAAUGACUGGAAGUAUUUUGGGAUUUACUUAGGUUUGAAAAGAUCUGAAAUAAAUCUAAUUCAGUUAGACUUUUCACCACCAAUUGUAGACGCCUCUAUUGAAAUGUUGGUACAGUGGCGAGAAAGACAGAAAGCUGAAAUAAAUCAUCUCAAAGCAAUUACUGAAGCACUGAACAAACUUGAACGAAUAGAUAUCAAGGAAGAACUUGAGUCAUACUACCAGAACAAAUACAGAAAAACUGAAGCAAAGGUGUAAAGAACAUUUUAAAGAUGAUAACAGUGCAAUAAAAAAAUGACACCAGAAUAUAAUUUUACCAUGGUUACAUACACCAUAGUCCACAUUAGGUCACUUUUUAAUCAAGAAAUUAUAUUUUGCUCGCAUUUUGAUCAUCCAAACUGCAUACUUUUGAUGCUGUCAUCCAGGACUGUAGAUAUUGAAUACAAAAUAUACUGAAAACAUUAGUUUCAACUUUUUCUUUGGAUAAUUAUGUAUAUAUAAACCGAAAGGUCCACUGAUUAAUCUCAGAUAAGAAAGUAUAAUACAUACUCCAAGUAUUGAAAUCCUGAUGAUCACAUAAUAUCGAAAUAUAGCAUUUCAAUACUUGGAGUAUGUAUUAUACUUUCUUAUAUGUAUAUAAAGUGUAUGUACGUUUUUCUAUAUUGAUUAUGCAAUUUAAAUGAUAAAUUGUUACUUAUAUUAAAGUUCAAAUUAAUAUUAUUCAAUAAAUAUGAUACACCAUUUGUGAUGGCAUCGUGAAGAAAACAAUUCUUAAUAAACAAUUUGUUUUACAAAUUUACAAACAUUUUAUUACUCUGAUUAUGGAAAAUUCAACACUUAUUAUGUACUUAAUUUUUCCUCUAGCACUGACUUUGAAGUUUCAAUGCGUCUUUAGUUUAUAAUGUUCAAAGCCCAAUUCAGAAAGCGUCAUGCAUUGCAGCCCGACACGUUUAAAUUUGUUGUCGCGUUGAGUACGGUCACAUUGUGGAAUAUGAAACAUUUACUAUGAUCAUGACCUUAAGUCUGUCCCCGACGAUAUAUUACGUUUGAAUGUGUUGUACGCCGCUGACCGGGUUGGGCUUUAAAUGAAAUAUAACUUAGUAAAUUAUCUUAUGCUGAUCUCGCAUACUCUUCUGCAGUAUACUCAGCACUGCACAUCCAAAAAUACUUUGGAAAAGAAUGUUGCAAGUAAAUCGGGUAGAAUUGAACCCACGACCUCCAGAUAAAUGUGCUUAAUGGGUUGUGAAACAGUAGCAGCUCCAGGAAUUGCCCGACAGGGAGGUUCCCAUGCCCCCAACCAGAGCAAAUUGGGCGUGGUCAGGCAUUACUCAAAAUCUUUCAAAAGUGGUCCAGGGGCAAACCCGACUGAAAAAUUUGACAAUUUAGGGCUUAUUUAGGCUUAUUUAAUCGAUUUUAGAAUGGGAACUUGGGCGGAUGCAGGAGUACAGAUGGUGCGAUCAUACCCCUAAAUUGUGUCACGAAAAAUAAUUGUUGCCAUGAACUAUUGGUAAAAUUUUUAAGGUAUGA